AGGAAACCCAAUUCUUGCAUUCUGUGAAAACGGGAUUUCUUAAGAAUUUUUUAAACCGAAAAGCAAAAAAUGUUUUUUUUUCUAUCUGAAAUCGGUAGCCUCACGCUACGGGUGGCUGCGUGGAUCUUCUCGUUCUUUCACAAUUUCGCUAUAUUUCUUGUGGAUUUAGCAGAAAAACCAUGCCAAUUGAUCCUUUUAUUGCUCUUAUUAAUAAGUAUUUACUACUCUUUAGUUAACUACGAUAAAACUGUGGAUAUGACUGAGAUAGGCUACGAUUAUUUACGUCCUAGAGCAAAAAAUCUACGUCAGAACUUAUCUUUGUUGGUACGAGAAGCUAACGAGUCAAGAAAUCCCGGUGAACUCCCACCUGUAUAUCCGAAUGGAUGGAUACCUUUAAUGGAAUCUAGGGAUUUUGCAAUCGGGCAAUCUGUACCCGUAACUGCCUUAGGUCAUCAAUUUGCAAUAUUUCGUGGUAAAACUGGUCAGAGCUUCGUUUUGGAUGCCUUCUGUCCUCAUUGAGGAGCUCAUUUAGGUGUAAAAAUUAAAGUAUACAGUGAUUGCGUGCAAUGCCCCCUUCACGGUUGGUUAU
This is a messenger RNA of Centruroides sculpturatus (bark scorpion), 589 nucleotides long. Its product is annotated as cholesterol 7-desaturase-like. Lineage: Eukaryota; Metazoa; Arthropoda; Arachnida; Scorpiones; Buthidae. Gene Ontology annotation, molecular function: 2 iron, 2 sulfur cluster binding. The transcript is spliced from 4 exons. Bases 70 to 519 code for a protein of 149 amino acids. The record is from RefSeq and is a predicted model, not a curated record.